AUGUCGCGACCAUUUGGUACUCUCCCUUCUACCGCGAAGGUCUCUCCAACACCGUUUACAGUCUCGAUUCCCAGGGCACAAGUGGACGAGCUAGAGACGCUCAUCAAGCUAGCAAAGCUUGCCCCACAUACAUACGAGAAUUCGCAGUUAGAUUCACGAUAUGGCGUUACCACUGACUGGCUGGUUAGCAUGAAGGAUCUAUGGCUUAGAUCCUACAAAUGGAAAUUAACCGAGGAUCGUAUCAAUAGCUUUCCACAAUGGACCACCGAGAUUGAGGGAAUGUUGAUUCACUUUGUGGGCGUGUUCUCAGAAAGAAAAGAUGCAAUUCCCAUACUCUUGUGCCAUGGAUGGCCAGGAAACUUUCUAGAAUUCCUUCCUAUGCUCGAGCUGUUCCAGGAAGAAUACACACCAAGCAACUUACCAUAUCAUCUGAUUGUUCCUUCAAUGCCGGGAUACACCUUCUCGUCUGGACCACCGCUCGACCGAGACUUUGGAACUAAAGACAUCGCACGUGUACUAGACCAACUGAUGAAAAAUAUUGGAUUUGAAAGUGGUUACGUCGCACAGGGUGGUGAUAUCGGCAGUAUCGUUGCUAGACACCUGGCCGUUGACCAUGAGAGCUGUAAAGCUGUACAUAUCAAUGUUUGCUUCAUGGGGCGACCCGUGGGUAUGGUGGACGACCACCUUAGUGACGCCGAGAAACGAGGUAUCGAAAGACAGAGCAGGUUCAGAAUGUUGGACUUUGCAUAUGGAAUUGAACAUGGUACUCGACCAAGUACCAUCGGCCAUGUUGUCUCGACAAGUCCAAUGGCACUCCUGGCAUGGAUUGGUGAGAAAUUCCUCGAAUGGGUUGAUGAUCCUUUAUCUUCAGAGCAAAUUCUCGAGUCAGUCACUUUGUAUUGGCUCACUGACACGUUCCCUCGGUCAAUAUAUACAUAUCGCCAGAAUUUCCCACCUCCACCUGUGCCCGUUCCGAAUAAUCCUCGUUGGUAUAUUCAAAAGCCCUUUGGGUUUUCGUCUUUUCCAAAGGAACUUGCUCCUUUGCCUCGGUCUUGGAUUGAGACGACGGGCAACCUAGUCUAUUGGGGACAGCAUGAAAAGGGGGGCCAUUUCGCGGCACUUGAACAACCAGCAGCUUUGAAGAUGGACAUAAUUCAAUUUGUGGAUCAGGUGUGGCCGGGGAUUAUUGAUACUGAAUGA
Molecule: messenger RNA, 1200 nt
Organism: Penicillium odoratum
Lineage: Eukaryota; Fungi; Ascomycota; Eurotiomycetes; Eurotiales; Aspergillaceae
Product: epoxide hydrolase family protein
Exons: 8
Coding region: 1-1200 (399 amino acids)
Biological process (GO): epoxide metabolic process
Molecular function (GO): epoxide hydrolase activity
Source: RefSeq, a predicted model, not a curated record